AUGCCCAGCAUCUCCAUGAGUCCUGUUGUGAGCCUCCCAAAGCCCAGCAUCUCCAUGAGUCCUGUUGGUGAGGUCCCAUGGGGUCAGGACGCCUCCAUCACUUGUUCCAUCUCAACUCAGCAUUUAGGUGGAACAUUCACUCUGCAACAGACCUCAGGCUCAUCCAAAAAGACCAAAGCAUCAAGUACCAACUCUGUUACCUUCAACAUUUUGCAAGUUAACUUUGGAGAUGAAGGAUCGUACCAGUGUCAGUAUCAGACAGGGGUUUCAGGUCGAGACUUCAGCUCCAACUUAAGUGACUCUGUCAGACUCUCUGUUACUGUGCCGCUGCAGCAGCCCAACAUCUCCCUGACGUCUCCUAACAAAGGGCUGGUUUGGGGCCCUGAAGGUGAAGAGGUCACCAGGGGUUACAGCUUUGUCUUCACCUGCUCCAUUUCCUCCCAUUAUCCCGGAGGUGUUUUCUUUCUCGUGUCCUCCGGCUCCGGCCUCAACAACACCAAACCAGCAGUCGACCACUCAGCCUCCUUUGACUUCCCGUGGGCCGAGUAUGAGCACCUGGGGAACUACGUCUGUGUGUACCAAGUCACACUGUCUGCACGGAGAUUCACUUCCAUCGAGACACCCUCGAUUACUGUCACCAUCAAAAUGUCUGUCCGACUCAACGAUUAUGAAAAUAACACGAAUGGAGACGAUGAUGAUGUGUACGAGAACGUUGAUCCAGCCCACACUGAGAAACUCAGAGAGGAAGCAGGGAGGGUGGAAGAAGAGGAGUAUGAUGUGUAUGGGGAGUCUGAGAUUAAUGAAGACGAUGGUCAUGAUUCUGAUCAAGAAGAAGAAACCAGUGAUGAUGAAGAUGAUUAUGAAAAUGUCACCCAGCAAUUGGUUGAAGCAAAUGUGGACAUUUAG
Molecule: messenger RNA, 906 nt
Organism: Pungitius pungitius (ninespine stickleback)
Lineage: Eukaryota; Metazoa; Chordata; Actinopteri; Perciformes; Gasterosteidae
Exons: 4
Coding region: 1-906 (301 amino acids)
Source: RefSeq, a predicted model, not a curated record